This is a messenger RNA of Mesoplodon densirostris (Blainville's beaked whale), 769 nucleotides long. RefSeq names its product mitochondrial assembly of ribosomal large subunit 1 (gene MALSU1). The transcript has 5 exons. Gene Ontology annotation, cellular component: mitochondrion. The record is from RefSeq and is a predicted model, not a curated record. Bases 41 to 745 code for a protein of 234 amino acids. Gene Ontology annotation, biological process: negative regulation of translation; negative regulation of ribosome biogenesis. NCBI's taxonomy places the organism in Eukaryota, Metazoa, Chordata, Mammalia, Artiodactyla, Ziphiidae. Gene Ontology annotation, molecular function: ribosomal large subunit binding.
CAUUAAGCCCCGCCUCGUGAGUCAACGCGUGGCGACGGCGAUGGGGCCGUGGGGCUGCGUGGCGCUGCGGCUCGGGGCGUUUCUGUGGCGCCGGGCCUUCUCCCUGGGAGCGUGGCCCGCGGCGGCCGCGGGGCUCCGGCUUCGGCUGCUUUCCGUGGGGCGACUUCCGGUGGGACCGACGCUAGGCAAGGUCUGCCCGGCCCCCGACCGAGCGCGCGGCCCGCACGGCGGGCAGGGCCUGGAGGAGCGGGCGGAGGGAACAGCCGGCGAGGGGCGCCCGGAGUCAGGCACCGGAGAUCAUACUGGUCCCAAGUUUGACAUCGAUAUGCUGGUUUCACUUCUGAGGCAAGAAAAUGCAAGAGACAUUUGUGUCAUCAAGGUUCCUCCAGAAAUGAAAUAUACAGAUUACUUUGUAAUUGGUAGUGGAACUUCUACUCGACACUUACAUGCCAUGGCCUACUACAUUGUGAAAAUGUACAAAUACCUGAAACGUAAAAGUGAGCCCCAUGUUAAGAUCGAAGGGAAGGACACUGAUGACUGGCUCUGUGUGGACUUUGGCAGCAUGGUGAUUCAUUUGAUGCUUCCAGAAACCAGAGAAACCUACGAAUUAGAGAAAUUAUGGACCCUUCGUUCUUAUGAUGACCAGUUAGCUCAGAUAGCACCCGAGACCUUACCUGAAGACUUCAUUCUUGGAAUAGAAGAUGACACUUCAUCUCUGGCUCCUGUGGAGUUUAAAUGUGAAUAAAAUGGUAUCUGGAAAAUGAAGCUG